Messenger RNA from Anolis carolinensis (green anole), 5255 nucleotides. It is a transcript of the gene ppp1r10, whose product is annotated as protein phosphatase 1 regulatory subunit 10. Gene Ontology annotation, cellular component: chromatin; nucleus; PTW/PP1 phosphatase complex. The coding region runs from base 1583 to 4249 and encodes 888 amino acids. The transcript has 19 exons. Gene Ontology annotation, molecular function: protein phosphatase 1 binding; metal ion binding. The record is from RefSeq and is a predicted model, not a curated record. NCBI's taxonomy places the organism in Eukaryota, Metazoa, Chordata, Lepidosauria, Squamata, Anolidae.
CACAUUCCACCGUUCCUGUACAAUGUACUAGGAAAGAAGUGAUCAUUAGGAAAAAGGGAAUCCAGCACUUGUAUUACUUCAUCAAAGGGAGGGGAACAGCCACAAUUCCACCUGGUAAGCAAAACCUUUCUGGUAUUAAUUACAUCUCACAACCUUCAUUUCUGUUCCAGACCACUUUGUUCAUUUUUAAUUUUUUUUUUUGCUGCUGUUCUCUUCCAUUGUCAAUACCCUAAAGUGACACCUACUGAUGCAUGCAGGCUGUUAAGGGUAUUAGUAUUUUUGCCAAUCUGUUGAGGACAUUAGUGUUUUCCAAGCUGGUUAAUUCCUUAAAACAGGAUUCUGAUUCCUUGAAUGGUUCUGCAUGAACAUCAACUAGCAUUUCAGUAAUGCUGCCCUUGAGACUUCUGCAUUAAGAGUGAAUGCUGUGAAGGGAAUGUUCCACAAAGUGAAACUGAAAUAUCUUUGUCUCCGGUGGUAGCAUUUCAUAUUGUAAGUCCCAAACCCACAACCUGAUGACACUGUUCUGGCUUUUUAACCAAUUGAAUGCACCUGCCAUUUCACACAACAUUGCAGGGUGCUUUAGUCAGGACAAUGCUGUGUCUUUAUUGGGUUGAAUAGAAUGAGAAUGUAAAAUUGUAAAUGUCCAUUUAAUCCUACACUUGGAUGACCAUGCACCUGUUGUAGUCAGAUUUGCCUUUCAAUAGGAAAACACUGAUAAAGUGGGUUUUUAAAAAAAAAAUACAACAGUCACAUGAUAUCUGGGAAUAUUUAUGCAGCAAAAAUGGAAGCUGCCAAAAUGGCAUUUAAAAUAAAUAUAGGUUGGGAUAGAGGUUCACAUUUCCAUAAAUGCACACUAAUAAUUUCUGUUACAUCCAUUAGAAAAUGCUUAGAAACCCAACAGCUAAGGUCUUGUGUUUUAGGGGAUUCAGUUUUGAGAUAGCAAGCAACUGCCUAGCUGAUAAGUUACCCAGCACUAAAGCAGGCAAAUCCAGUAGAUCCUAAGAUUCCCUUUAAAACCAUUGUUCAAAACAUUCCUUUUUAGGAAAAAAAAACAGUGUUAGGAAUGCUGGUUUACAUAAGAUUCCAAAACAAUUCUGGAAGCCUUACAAGAACUACUGCCCAGUUAAAUAGUUCUAUAGAUAUACUUCCACUGUCUCCAACACUGGUCUUUUUCCUCAUGAUUUGACUCCUGCCAGAUGUUAUAGUUACAUUGUUAUGUCAGCCAGUAAUUUGAUGAGGCAAUGAAAUGUCACAAGACUAGGGUAGCUGGUUGAGAUUGUCUUGUGUAUAUGUGCAAUGUAAAAACAUGCAGCUGGAACCAGUCCUCUUAAGAUUUCCCAAUAAGACAAAUUCUCAUCCUUCAAUAGCUGCUGAAGAAAGUGGGUGGAUUCUCCUUUACCCUAAAUUUGAAUCAUGAUAGUUCAACCUGCAAUCUCAUCCCUUGCAUACUGAACACUUAAGGGGAGAGCUAUCCCUGUAUCCAAAAAUAACUGCUCUUCAUUCUAUAUUGACAAAGAAUAGUCUGCAUUCCUGAACAUACUUAACAGGAAACACUGAGGCCUAAUUUUCAUAAUCUCCCAUCAUGGGCUCCAGACCAAUAGAUCCUAAAGAACUUCUGAAGGGACUGGACUGUUUUCUUGGCAAAGACGGAGAAGUCAAAACACACGAAGGGAUCACUAAAAUUUUCAACUUGAUGAAAGCCGCCCAAAAGAUGGUCAGUCGCUGCAUCUAUCUGAACAUCUUGUUGCAGACCCGAGCGCAAGAUAUACUGUCAAAAUUUAUCAAGGUUGGUGGCUACAAGCUUCUCAACACUUGGUUGACUGGCUCCAAAGCAUCCAAUAACGUGCCCCUUCUCCAGCAGAUUUUGCUCACGCUGCAGCAUUUGCCUCUUACAGUAGAUCAUCUGAAACAAAAUAAUACUGCCAAGCUGGUGAAGCAGCUCAGCAAGACAAGUGAAGAUGAAGAGCUUCGCAGACUGGCCUCUGUACUGGUCAGCGAUUGGAUGGGUGUAAUCCGCUCCCAGAGUAGCUCACAACCAACAGAGCGAGACAAGAAGAAGCGCAAGGAGGAGAAUAAAAGCAAGAGCCCUGUUCAAGAGAAGCCUCAGGAGCCUAAGUCAGAAGCCAAACCUGAGGAGACACCUGAGAAAAAGAAAGAAAAGCCAAAAUCUCUCCGCACCACAGCACCCAGCCAUGCCAAGUUCCGUUCCACUGGUUUAGAAAUGGAGACUCCAUCACUCCUUCCUGUAAAGAAGAAUAUGGGUGCUGUAGUCACCUCUGAUAAAUACAACUUGAAGCCAAUACCACUGAAGCGACAAAACACAUCAGCUCCUGCUGGUGAGAAUCCACCAGCUGAGAAGAAGUACAAGCCCCUUAACACCACCCCCAAUACUACCAAAGAGAUUAAAGUGAAGAUCAUUCCUCCACAACCUAUGGAAGGUUUGGGUUUCUUGGAUGCCCUAAACUCAGCCCCUGUCCCAGGCAUCAAAAUCAAGAAGAAGAAGAAAGUCCUGUCUCCAACUGCUGCAAAGCCAAGUCCGUUUGAGGGGAAGCCAGUCCCAGAAGCCAGUGCUGCUAAGCCAUCUUCACCAGAGCUUGCUCCAGCAUCUGAAGCGACAGACGUGGAAAGACCUGGCACCCCGGUGCCAGCUGUGGAAGUCCCUGAGCCAAUGGAAACAAGCUCUUCGGAACAGGGAGGAGUGGUGGAGGCCAAACCAGCCGAGAGCCCAGUUGAUUCUGCACAGCUGACCAAGAAGGGCAAGAAGAAGAAGACGGUGAGCUGGCCUGAGGAAAGCAAGCUGCGAGAGUACUUCUACUUUGAACUAGAUGAGACAGAGCGAGUCAAUGUAAACAAGAUCAAGGACUUUGGGGAGGCUGCCAAGCGGGAAAUGUUGAAGGAUCGCCAUGCCUUUGAAACCGCCCGUCGGCUCAGUUAUGAUGCCAUGGAAGAGAAGGUCCCUUGGAGCUACCCAAAGCCAAUUGACUUGCCUACUCCACUGGUUCACCCAGGAAGUGGCAGCCAGGAGAAAUUCAUCCAGGCUGAGCGCGAGAAGGGCAUUUUACAGGAACUCUUUCUCUCAAAAGAAAGUGUCCCCGAGAGCCCUCAUGAACCUGACCCAGAGACCUAUGAGCCAGUGCCACCAAAGCUUAUUCCUCUGGACGAGGAAUGCUCCAUGGAUGAGGCCACCUACGAGGAGAGACUCAACCCGGCCACCGCCUCGCAGUCUCCAGACGGAGCUGGGGGCUCCAAGCUGCCCCCGGUCCUGGCCAACCUCAUGGGCAGCAUGGGGGCAGGCAAGAACCCGCAGGGCCCCAACCCCACCUCCUCCAUCAACGUGCAAGAGAUUCUCACCUCCAUCAUGGGUGGCUCAAACAAUGCGAAAACAGAGGACUUGAUGAAACAACCAGAUUAUUCAGACAAGAUCAAACACCUGCUGGGCAACUUGCAGGGCCAGCCUGGACCAGGUCCUGCAGCAGUUCCACAUGGGCUGGUUGGAACAGGACCUGGUCCAGUGCCCAAUGGUUUUCCACCAGGGCCCAAAAAUAUUCCGCAUUUCCCUCCUGGGGGGCCAGGACCCAUGCCUGCAGGACCCCAUGGAGGCCCAGGUGGCCCUAACAUGCACCCAGGGCCCGGAGUGCCCAGUGGGCCUCGGAUGAUGGGACCACCUCCCCCCCAGUGUAAUGAUGGAUACUGGGACCCUCCAGAUGGUGGGAUGCGUGGCGCCGGCCCCCAUGGAGGCAUGAGAGGUGGCAGCCCCGGCCCAGGACCUGGCCCUUUCCAUCGGGGGCGUGGCGGCCGAGGAGGAGAGCCCCCCUUCCGUGGACGAGGCGGUGGUGGACGGAGUGGCGGCCCCCACAAUGGUAGGGGCGGCCCUCCCAACAGUGGCAUGGGCGGUGGCCACGGAGGGGGACACGGCGGUGGUGGCCAUGGAGGUCACGGAGGAGGGGGCCACCCUGGGGACCACAGCAGGGGGCACCCAGGCGGCCACCCCGGGGACCACGGCAGGGGACAUCCAGGCGGUCAUCCCGGGGACCACGGCAGGGGAUAUCCAGGGGACCACGGCAGGGGACAUCCCGGGGACCAUGGCAGAGGUCACCCAGGGGACCACGGCUGGGGGCACGGAGGCAGCCACGGUGGAGACAGAUCGAAACGUCCUGUGUGUCGUCAUUUCACGAUGAAAGGCAGCUGCCGGUACGAACACAACUGUGCCUUCUACCACCCAGGUGUGAACGGUCCCCCUUUGCCCUAGUCCUUUGGACCCAGCCCCCUCUCCCCUGCGCCAGUCUCUUCUAACUGUGGUCUCAACGCACAUUCCCAUGCAAUGGACUGUGGGGCCUGAGCCCCAACCUUCAGACUCAUGCUGCAUCUACUCUUUUAAUGGCUUCUGUGAGGCCCUUUAAAUGCUAAGGGCAAGGGGAGGCCACUGCUCCCUCCUGAUGCAUUUGCUGCUAUUUGAUGAACUGCCACAUACUCAAAAAAAAAGAACCACUUUCUUCCAGAGGUAGGGCGAUUGGUCCCCCAGUAACUUGAAAGCACAAGAGACUUGGCUCUGCAAACAAUCAAUUCAUAUAAUUAUCCUUGUGAAGCCAGUAAAGGAAGAGAGAACAUCCCAGCUCAUCCCAUGCUCUGGGCUGUAUUCUGCAUGUUCUUAGGAACCAAACAUGCACUGGAGACUUCUGCUUUGGUUUGGAAGAACAUCUGGCAUCAGCAAGAAAAUGCCCCUUUUAAGAACAUUUGUGUGAGGCAGGGGUGAAGCAACAGCCUGUGUGUGUAUUUUCCUGUGGGAUCGGAAUCUAUUGUUCCUGUUUGGAGGCCUUUCUGAAGCGAACGGAGAAUUCCAGCAGCUACCACUUGCACAGUCCUUGACUCAUGAUGUCCCAUCAUCCCGUGUGUGUAAAAUACCCCCCUGCAGUAUUCCCACUGACCGCAGAGAUGCGAUUUCCCUUGGUGCUAAUUCAUAUCAUUGGGGGAAACCUACAACUUGUUUUCUGUGAAAACUGAACCUUGACUCAAAUGAUUUAGGGGGUAAAAUUUCUUUUUUGUUCUGAUUACGUUGUCGGUUGUGGCUUUUUUUUAAAAAAAACUUGUCUCACAAAAUGUAGACUCCAUAACAUCAUUCAUUUGUCUCCCCCUCCUCUUCUUGCAGUGGGUGCAGCACUUCUCUCCCGAGGAAAAGAAAAUGUCUCCCUCUAUGUUUUGUAUAUUUUGUACAUUAGUAAUAAACAUGGUGGAAAACAGUGGAUUAUCUAAUUUAA